Polyodon spathula (Mississippi paddlefish) is the source of this 1811-nucleotide messenger RNA. Its product is annotated as LHFPL tetraspan subfamily member 3 protein-like. The record is from RefSeq and is a predicted model, not a curated record. Gene Ontology annotation, biological process: sensory perception of sound. Gene Ontology annotation, cellular component: plasma membrane. The coding region runs from base 320 to 1000 and encodes 226 amino acids. NCBI's taxonomy places the organism in Eukaryota, Metazoa, Chordata, Actinopteri, Acipenseriformes, Polyodontidae. The transcript is spliced from 4 exons.
GAGAGAGAGAGGGAGAGAGAGAGGAGAGAGAGAGCAACUGGGAUCUUCGUCUAAUAAUAAACACUGAGACGCCGUCUACUGCAAUUCUUGGCACGACCACGAAUUAUAAUUUGAAGGAGAAAGAAGAAAAUGACGGAUUUCUUUUCUUAUUUAUUUACUCACUUGACUGAGGAAGCGAUGUGAAUUGAUUCUCGCACAGUUAAUUGCUGUUGGUGAUUAAUAAUAAUAUUAACAGAAAAAAACUGGUGACAGAUAUUUCAUAAGCAUAACGACAUUAUAAAUAUUGAUAAUCACAUUGACAAUAACAGCCGCGUUAGAGAUGGUGCCCGGCACCCCCGCAGCCAUGCUACCAGCACAGGACGCUGCGAAGAUUUACCAAACGAACUACUUGAGGAAUUCCCGGGCGAUCGGAGUCCUGUGGGCGAUUUUCACCAUCUUAUUCGCCAUCGUUAACGUGGUGUGUUUCAUAGAGCCCUACUGGAUCGGGGACGGAGUGGACACGCCGCAAGCCGGCUACUUCGGCCUCUUCCACUACUGCAUCGGGAACGGGAUCUCCAGGGAGCUGACGUGCCGGGGCAGCUUCACCGACUUCGACACCAUCCCCUCCGGCGCCUUCAAAGCGGCCUCGUUCUUCAUAGGGAUGUCCAUGGUGAUGGUCAUCACCUGUAUCGUCUGCUUCACCCUCUUCUUCUUCUGCAGCACCGCCACUGCCUACAAGAUCUGCGGCUGGAUGCAGCUGACGUCCGCAGCCUGUCUGGUGCUGGGCUGUCUGAUCUUCCCUGAUGGCUGGGACUCUGACGAGGUGAGGCGCAUGUGUGGCGAGCACACAGACAAGUAUACCCUGGGGGCGUGCUCCAUGCGCUGGGCCUACAUCCUGGCUAUCAUGGGGAUCCUGGAUGCACUCAUCCUGUCCUUCCUCGCCUUCGUCCUGGGGAACCGGCAGAACAGCCUGCUUCCAGACGAGCUGCUGGCCGACACCAAGGAUAAUGGAAAUGCUUAACACAAGGCAAGGUCUUGUUGCCGCUCAGUAGAUGGCAAUCAUGAAGCUUUUUUACCCAUCACCCAGAGGGGGGGAGGCAGGCCGCGGCUCUGGAGAGCUGAGAGUGAGAGAGCAUGAGAGAGCCACCACUCUCCCAGGCUUUAACAACAGCACCCCCUGCAGGUGACUGUCAACAGCCCACCCAUCAUUGAGACCAGCAGGCUUCCACACUGCAGGAGACAGCAAAUACUUAGAGCUGACUUUGUAUAGCGUAGCGUUAGAUCAAUGUGAAAAAAACUAAAACAAUUCCAAAACAACGACCAUUACACCAGUGUGAUAUCAUGCACAUUACAGACUUUGAUAUAUGUAAACAAAAAAAAGAAAAGAUAGCAUUCACUACCCUGCAUUUACUUCUCAGUUUUGAAUUAGCUGUCUCUCAGAUCCCCAGUACAGUGCUGAGAUCUCUAUGCUGUACAGUAUUGAAUGUGCUGGCUCUCAGAUCCACAGUACUGAGUUCUCUUUACUGUACUGUAUUGAAUGUGCUGCUCUCAGAUCCCCAGUAUAGUGAUCUCUAUGCUGUACGGUAUUGAAUGCGCUGGCUCUCAGAUCCCCAGUAUAGUGAUCUCUAUGCUGUACGGUAUUGAAUGCGCUGGCUCUUAGAUCCCCAGUUCAGUGCUGAGAUCUCUGUGCUGUACAGUAUUGAAUGUGCUGGCUCUCAGAUCCCCAGUAUAGUGAUCUCUAUGCUGUACGGUAUUGAAUGCGCUGGCUCUUAGAUCCCCAGUACAGUGCUGAGAUCUCUAUGCUGUACUGUAUUGAAUGUGCUGUCUCUCAG